AUGAGUUUGCCCGCCAACAAUCGCCGCAUCGUCCAGAUGCUCUGGCUGGCUGCCGGAUUGCUCUUUGUGCUCGCCUUCCUGUCUGCCAUCGGCGGCUCCGCACCCCAGGCCAAGGAGUGGGCGGCAAACAAGGUUGGCUCCAUCACCCAGCUCAGAUCCGGCCGUCCCUCCCUGCGUGAGGCCAUGGAGAGAUCCGAGGCUCUAUGGAAGAAGACGGUCCGACAGCGUCACGAGAUGAUCGCUGCUGAUUACGGUGAUGCUUCCAAGAUGCCCAUGUUCCCUGCCAUCAACGCGGAAAUUUACAAGACGAGCCCGUAUUCGAUCUGGGACUUUACUCCAGCUUCAUGGAGCUGCCCUCACGAGAUGGAGCGUGUUGGCCGCAUGGGAGACGGCGGCAAGUGGGUAUGCGGAAUGUCGCACUACGUCAACUUCCCCAAGAACAAGCAGUGUGUCAUUUACUCGUUUGGCGUUCGUGACGAGUCUAGCUUCGAGAACGAAAUGCUGAGCCGCACGCCUUGCUACGUCUGGGCAUACGACUUCUCCGUUGUCGACUUUGGCGAACAGCUCGAGGCUUCCAACCGUGCUCGUGCCCAGUUCCUCCAGGUCGGUAUUGCCGGAAAGACGGACCUGAACGCGACCCCUCCUUUCUACAGCAUUAGGGACUUGAUGGAAAUGAACGGUCAUCAGUACAUUGACAUUCUCAAGAUGGACAUUGAGGAGGCCGAGUUCGAGGCCAUAGACGGUCUCAUGGCCGACUUUGCCAGCGGAGAGUUCCCCAUUGGCCAGCUCAUGGUUGAGAUCCACUUCUUCACAGUGAGGAACUCCAAGACGUACCUCGACUGGUGGGAGCGUAUGGAAGCACGUGGCCUGCGUCCUACUUGGACCGAGCCCAACCUGCUCGCCGUCACUCUGGGUUUCGAAUACCCCCAGCUGGCCGAGUACACGUUGGUCAACGUCGACGACCGCAACAACGUCCUUUUCCACGGCAGGUAA
This is a messenger RNA of Colletotrichum aenigma, 993 nucleotides long. RefSeq lists its product as uncharacterized. The coding region runs from base 1 to 993 and encodes 330 amino acids. Lineage: Eukaryota; Fungi; Ascomycota; Sordariomycetes; Glomerellales; Glomerellaceae. The record is from RefSeq and is a predicted model, not a curated record. The transcript has 4 exons.